Melampsora larici-populina 98AG31 is the source of this 1908-nucleotide messenger RNA. RefSeq lists its product as uncharacterized. The record is from RefSeq and is a predicted model, not a curated record. Gene Ontology annotation, biological process: DNA recombination; lagging strand elongation; DNA biosynthetic process. The transcript has 8 exons. Gene Ontology annotation, molecular function: DNA ligase (ATP) activity; ATP binding; DNA binding. The coding region runs from base 1 to 1908 and encodes 635 amino acids. Gene Ontology annotation, cellular component: nucleus; mitochondrion. NCBI's taxonomy places the organism in Eukaryota, Fungi, Basidiomycota, Pucciniomycetes, Pucciniales, Melampsoraceae.
AUGAAUGAUAGAAUCCCAUAUUCUAGUUUGGUUCAUACCUUUACGUUGAUCGACGGGACUACCAAACGACUAGAAAUUACUAAAUAUCUAAGUCAAUACCUUAUGAAAGUCAUCAACCGAACUCCCAAUGAACUAAUCAAAAUCAUUUACCUAUGUAUCAACCGAUUGUGUCCUGAUUAUGAAGGUAUCGAACUUGGAAUUGGUGAAUCGAUCUUGAUCAAAGCUAUUGGAUCUUCAAUGGGUAGAACACCUACUCAAGUUAAAGCUGAUUUUAAAAAAGUGGGAGAUUUAGGACUAGUAGCUCAAAACAGUCGAUCUACUCAAAAAACAAUGUUUAAACCAAAGCUCUUGACUGUUAAUAGUGUAUAUCAAGAUCUAAAGACAAUAGCUACCACUUCGGGACAUUCAUCUCAAGCUAAGAAAGUGGGAAUUAUUACUAAAAUGUUAGCGGCUUGUGAAGGCGAAGAAGCUAAAUAUAUUAUUAGAUCACUUGAAGGAAAACUUAGGAUCGGUUUAGCUGAACGAACAGUCUUAGUGGCUUUAGCUACUGCAGUGGUGACUACAGGUACUUCAAACCCAACCAAACGUAAAUCCAAAGAAACUUUAUCAACCGAAAUUCUAGAAGGCACCAAUUUAGUCAAAUCAGUUUAUUCAGAAAUCCCAUCUUAUGAUUUAGUGAUUCCUGCUUUAUUGAAAGGAGGAAUCCAAGGAUUAAGAGAGAAUUGUAAAUUAACACCGGGUGUACCUUUAAAACCUAUGUUAGCUAAACCUACUAAAUCGAUUUCAGAAGUCUUGGAUCGCUUCGAAGGUCAAUCGUUUACUUGUGAAUAUAAAUAUGAUGGGGAAAGAGCUCAGAUUCAUUAUUUAGAAGAUGGAACGAUUAGUAUCUUUAGUAGGAAUUCUGAAAACAUGAGUGAAAAGUAUCCAGAUAUGUUAGAUCAAAUGAAAAAAUCGAUCAAGACAGAUAUCACGAAAUCAUUUGUAUUAGAUUCAGAAGUAGUAGCAUGGGAUCCGAUUUGUAAAAAGAUCUUACCGUUUCAAGAAUUAAGUAAACGGAAACGAAAAGAUGUGAAAAGGUCAGAAAUCGAUAUUAAGAUUAAAAUCUUUGGAUUUGAUUUACUUUAUUUAAAUGAUGAAGCCUUAAUCAAACAAGAUUUAAAGUAUCGUCGAAUGAAGUUAAAAGAACAUUUUAAUGAGAUUGAAGAUGAAUUUAAUUUAGCUAAAAGUUUAGAUAGUGAUAAAGUUGAAGAGAUUCAAGUGUUUUUAGAUGAAAGUAUUAAGGCUUCUUGUGAAGGUUUGAUGGUGAAAAUGUUAAAUGGUGAAAAUGCUUAUUAUGAACCAAGUAGAAGGAGUAUGAAUUGGCUUAAAGUCAAAAAAGAUUAUUUAGCAGGUUUAGGAGAUUCAUUAGAUUUAGUAGUCAUCGGAGCUUAUUUUGGAAAAGGAAAACGAACAAACGUAUACGGAGCGUUCUUACUAGGAAUCUAUGAUCAAAGUACUGAAUCAUAUCAAUCGAUUUGUAAGAUCGGAACCGGAUUCACAGAUGAAGUUUUAGAAUCACAUUAUCAAAAGUUAAAGCCAUUAGAGCUUUUACAAAAAAAAUCUUAUUAUGAUACAGGUGAUGUGAAACCGGAUGUUUGGAUUGAGAAUCGGAUCGUUUGGGAAGUUUUGGCGGCUGAUUUGAGUUUGAGUCCGAUUUAUAGUGCUGCUAGAGGUUUAUGUGGUGAUGGUACAAGAGGGAUUUCAUUAAGAUUUCCUAGAUAUAUUAGAGAAAGAGAUGAUAAAGGACCUGAAGAUGGAACUGGACCUGAUCAAGUGGCUGAAAUGUAUGAAAGACAAGUUUGUACACAAACACAAGGAAGUAAAGGGAAAUUAAAGAAAAAAGAAGGUGAAGAUGAUGAUUUUUGGUGA